Messenger RNA from Rotaria sp. Silwood2, 777 nucleotides. The record is from the annotation of a GenBank genome assembly. NCBI's taxonomy places the organism in Eukaryota, Metazoa, Rotifera, Eurotatoria, Philodinida, Philodinidae.
AUGAAGUUAAACGAACGAAUUGAUUCUGAGUUUUUUGGUUCAGCUUGUCGAUAUAGAUUAGCACGUUUGCCAAUUAAUACACAAAAUAUCCUUAAAUCAUCGUUUAUCAAAUUUUUAACUAAAAUUAUUUCUUACAUUGACUCUUACUUUGAUCAAAAUAAUGUAUUUUAUCGUACAAUUAGUUAUUUCGGUCAAGAAAAUGUCGAAGCUUUAACAUGGAAUCAAGUUGUUGAAUGUGUUGAAAUGAUACAUAUCAAGGAUCUGGAUGAGGAUCGCUUAUUUGAUGAAUUUACAAACUUAAAAUCAACAUUACGAACACUUUUAGAUCAACCUAUUCCUUUAUUUGAUCAAGUUAAAGCAUUUAUAACCAAGCAGAAUAACUUAGUAACAACAGAUGCUGGUGAUGAAGAAAAGGAAAAUGAGGAUGAGGAUGACGAUACUCAUUUAACAGAGAGUAAGAUUGUAAGAUCCGAUCAACUCUGGAUGUUAUUACUUUCUCUUACUCCAUCACCAAAUUUUAAAAAACUCUUAUGUUUUUUGUUUUCAUUACCUUGCAGUAAUGCUUACGUUGAAUCUGUAUUUUCACAAAUGAAACAUUUAGUAAAUGACAAGCGGAAUUGUAUGACAACUGAACUAGUAUCAGCUGAACUAAAAAUACGUCUGAAUGCUACUUUACAAUGCGCUGAUAUGUACAAGUAUAUAUUAUCGAACCAGGAUAUAUUGAAAGCUAUUAGAUCAGAUGAAAAAUAUACGUUUAAAAAGAAAAAUGUUCAGUAA